AAUGCUUGUAUUGGUAUUGGACAAACAUUAAUCGAACGUGGUCAUCAAUGUUAUUUUAUUAUUACUAAUGAAAAAUAUAUAGGAAAUUUUUCGAAAUUUGGUUUCAAAGAAUUAUUAUUAUUGAUUAAUAAUGAUGAUGAUGAUGAUGAUCGAAAAACAACCGAAGAACAAAAUGUUGAACCAAAAACAUCAUCAUCAAAUCAUCCAAAUGCCAACGAUGAAAAACUUAUUAAUGAAUUGAAUACUUCGGGUAUUUUAUCCGCACGUUCAUCAUUGGAAAAAUUAGAUCUUUAUGAUCGUCAUAAAAAUAAAGAUUAUUAUGCAAAACAACUUACAAUCGAUUUGAUUAAAUGGAAUAGCCAAAUAGCUAAAAUGAUUGAUGUGGAAAAACCUGAUUUAAUUAUUGUUGAUCAUAUGCUCGUUGUACCAUGUAUUGCAUAUGGAAAAAUUCCAUGGUCAUUUUUAUGGAGUGCAAAUCCAAUUCCAUUGUAUCGAUUUUCGAAAAAAUUACCACCACCUUUUUCCGGUUAUCCAAUCGAUGAUCAAAGUAAAUGGUCAGAAUUUUUUGAAGUACUUGAAAAUUCUACCAGACCAAGUUUACAAUAUUAUCAAAAUUUAUUGAACAAAGAAUGUGGCUAUUUAGAAACUGUUGACCAUGAACAAUUUCUAUUCAUAUCACCAUAUCUAAAUAUUUAUGGUUAUCCAAAAGAAUUAGACUAUACUGAUGUUAUUGAAUUACCUUCGAAUUUCAUUCAAUUGGAUGCUUUCUGUCGAUAUGAAACAGAAAAAUUUGAAUUACCCAAUGAAUUUCGUUGUAAAAUUCAAUCAAAUGAUAAAUUAAUUUAUCUUUCAUUAGGUACAUUUGGUAGUUGUAAUGUUGAAUUAAUGAAUCAAAUAAUUUUGGCUAUAUCAACAAAAUCAAAAUAUAAAUGUAUUGUUUCAAUGGGACCAUUAUAUGAAAAAAUUAAAUUAGCUAAUAAUGUAUGGGGAAAAUCUUAUCUACCACAGACAAAAAUUUUAUCAUUAGUCGAUUUAGUUAUAACACAUGGUGGUAAUAAUACAAUAACUGAAACUUGUUUGGCUGGAAAACCAAUGAUUGCAAUACCAAUGUUUGUCGAUCAAUAUGAUAAUGCACAACGUAUUCAGGAAAAAGGUUAUGGUUAUCGAUUUGAUCAAACAAAUCAAUUUGAUCAAAUAAAAUUUUUAUCAUUGAUUGAUAAUAUUAUCAAUGAUGAUGAACAAAUGAAAAAACAUUGUCAACAAAUGGCAAAA
This is a messenger RNA of Dermatophagoides pteronyssinus (European house dust mite), 1272 nucleotides long. RefSeq names its product UDP-glucuronosyltransferase 2B16-like. The record is from RefSeq and is a predicted model, not a curated record. NCBI's taxonomy places the organism in Eukaryota, Metazoa, Arthropoda, Arachnida, Sarcoptiformes, Pyroglyphidae.